GACAUGAAGCGCCGCGCCAUCCUCGCCGACCGCAAGCGGAUCGAGGAGAAGGUGGAAGAGGCUAUCACCAUGGCGCGCCGGUCGAAGUUGAAGCGGCGGCGGCUGUAUUGGUUCCGGCGUGUCGAGAACUUGUCCAAGCUCAUCGUCUCUGCGGAGAACUUCGAGGAGGUGCUGCCGCCGCCAGGCGGCGCCGCUGCGGCUGGAGCGGCCGCGGCGCCCAGGGCGGCCCCCGGAGGCUCUGUCGGGGCGAUUCCGACGGCGACUGGGGUCUUGCUGAGCCGCAACGUGUCCGUGCCCUUCCUGCUCCGGCAGCUGGGCGGCGCGACAGGCCACCCCAAGCAGAAGUCCAGGCGGAUGCCCCACGUGGACAACGUGCAGCGCGAGCUCCAGGAGCUGUCCUACGACGUGCUCCCCGAGGACGAGCCGCGCUUCGCGCCGGAGCCCUCGCGGGGCCCAGGCCACCGGGAGAGGGCCGCGCAGCUGUACGGCUCCUUCUCGCAGGAGGAGAAGAACGCCCUGCUGGAGCAGAAGAUCUCGAUGCUCCAGAGGAAGAUCGAGGACGACGACCGGAAGGGCCAGCCCGUGGACCGCGUGGCGCAGCGGCUGCUGGAUGAGCUCAGCGCCACGCGCAUGGCCAAGAACGAAGGCGAGGAGCAGCGAAUCCGCAAGGCCGCGGCACGGGCAGCCCGCGGGGAGGACCCGCCCGGCCUGCCCACCUGGCGAGGCGGCGGCGGCGACGGCUUCUGA
This is a messenger RNA of Prorocentrum cordatum, 747 nucleotides long. The record is from the annotation of a GenBank genome assembly. NCBI's taxonomy places the organism in Eukaryota, Dinophyceae, Prorocentrales, Prorocentraceae.